CUGGGGUUCUUUAGCUACUAUACAGUGAGCAUGGGAGAAAUCACUACGACAGGUCCUGUCCCGAUCGAUAGCCUCUUCAUCUACCGACCUGACAAACGGCUUGAGGUCUGGAGAUUCUUCUUCUAUAUGGUCCUUCACGCGGGGUGGAUCCACCUUCUCUUCAAUCUGCUGGUUCAGGUGCUGGUAGGACUACCAUUAGAAAUGGUACAUGGCUCCCUGCGAAUAGGAACAGUCUACAUGGCAGGAGUGCUAGCAGGUUCACUUGGAACAUCAGUGUUCGACACAGAUGUAUAUCUGGUUGGAGCGUCUGGCGGAGUGUAUGCUUUACUUGCAGCUCAUCUUUCCAACGUUCUUUUGAACUACAAUCAAAUGGAAUUUGGCCUGGUAAGGUUGGCUGGUAUAUUUAUCAUUGCCAGUGCAGAUGUGGGAUUCGCCAUCUAUGAUCGCUACGCUGCAGAACAACAAGGCCUUCCCGUUUCUUACGUCGCCCAUUUAACAGGCGCUUUAGCAGGUCUUACAAUAGGACUUUUGGUUUUAAAGAACUUUGAGCAAAAGCUACACGAACAGUUACUUUGGUGGGUAUCUUUAGGAGUAUAUGCUGCGUGCACGUUGUUUGCUGUGCUUUUUAAUGUAUUUAACUACUGAAGAAAUUGUGCUGAUAUAGCGUCAUCUGGUGAUACAAAUAGUCUCUAUUCUUUCCUCAGGGAUUUCUUGUUGUAGCGCCAUCUCCCGGUGAGAACAAAACUCAUUGUGAACAUUGCGUAGCACCUGCCAAAAUGUGUACAAAGUAACUAAGGAUGCGCUUUCUGUGACUUUUGGUUGAAGAUCCACCAGAGAGAUGGUAAACAGACGAGCUUUUGAAUAGUCAGUCACGUUAAGAGGCUUGUCUCAGUAAAGUCAUGCGAAGUUUCUAAUA
Molecule: messenger RNA, 916 nt
Organism: Limulus polyphemus (Atlantic horseshoe crab)
Lineage: Eukaryota; Metazoa; Arthropoda; Merostomata; Xiphosura; Limulidae
Product: protein rhomboid-like
Exons: 5
Cellular component (GO): membrane
Molecular function (GO): serine-type endopeptidase activity
Source: RefSeq, a predicted model, not a curated record